AAUGAGGAAAGCAUGAUCCUUGUAUGUGAUUAUGGAAUCCAUGGACUUACAUAUAAGCAUUACAAUAAGAAUAGCAAAAUGACAGGUGGUUAUUGUCAUCAUCUCUUUCCUACUUGUCAUCAUCCAUACGAUGGCUUGAAAUGCUCAAAGAUGUUUAUUUUGUUGUUUCUCGUUGAACAUUGGCAAAAAUGA
This is a messenger RNA of Funneliformis geosporum, 192 nucleotides long. NCBI's taxonomy places the organism in Eukaryota, Fungi, Glomeromycota, Glomeromycetes, Glomerales, Glomeraceae. The record is from the annotation of a GenBank genome assembly.